GGACGAGGAGCCCGGGGGGCGGCGGCGGGGCCGGCAGCAGAUCAUCCACAGCGGCCACUUCAUGGUGUCGUCCCCGCACCGCGAGCACCCUCCCAAGAAGGGCUACGACUUCGACACGGUCAACAAGCAGACGUGCCAGACGUACAGCUUUGGCAAGACCAGCUCGUGCCACCUGUCCAUCGACGCGUCCCUCACCAAGCUGUUCGAGUGCAUGACCCUGGCCUACAGUGGAAAAUUGGUAUCUCCAAAGUGGAAGAACUUCAAAGGACUGAAGCUGCAAUGGAGAGACAAGAUCCGGCUCAACAAUGCCAUCUGGCGGGCAUGGUAUAUGCAGUACUUAGAGAAACGGAAGAAUCCUGUGUGCCACUUUGUGACUCCCUUGGAUGGCUCUGUGGAAGUGGAUGAGCAUCGCCGGCCAGAGGCCAUCACCACAGAAGGGAAGUACUGGAAACGGCGGAUUGAGAUUGUGAUCAGGGAAUAUCACAAGUGGAGAACAUACUUCAAGAAAAGGCUCCAGAAGCACAAGGACGAGGACCUUUCCAGCCUGGUCCGGGAUGAUGACCUGCUUUUCUGGCAUAAGAGUGGGGAUGGGUGGGACACCCCAGUCCCCAUGGAAGAAGAUCCACUCUUGGACACAGACAUGCUCAUGUCAGAAUUCAGUGACACCCUCUUUUCCACUCUUUCAUCGCAUCAGCCAGUGGCCUGGCCCAACCCAAGGGAAAUAGCACAUUUGGGAAAUGCAGACAUGAUCCAGCCAGGGCUAAUCCCUCUACAACCAAACUUUGACUUCAUGGACACAUUUGAACCUUUCCAGGACCUGUUCUCAUCUAGCCGCUCCGUCUUUGGCCCUAUGCUUGCUGGACCUGCUGCUUCAGCUGCAACAGACCCCAGCAGUCCACCAGCGCAGGGGCCUGUCCUAUCAGGGGGCACUCUGCCCACCAUGAGCUUCCCUGACGGCCUCAUUGUCCCACCAGGGCCAGCCUCCCUAAGCCCCACGGAAAGGCGGAGCUGUGAGCAUGGGCCCCGACUCGGGGGCCCUUUCAUUCAGCCCACAGACUUUGGUAGCCCAGAGCCACCCCUGAGUGGUCCACAGACUUUCCUCCCAGUAUUUCCAGGUUCCCUGCUCUCUCCCGGCCCAGCACCAACACCGUCUUCACCUGCAAUGCCGUUAGUGCCCCCUCCGGGGGCCCCUCUGAAUGCCCAGGCUCCAUCUCCUUUUCUGCAGUCACAGAAAUUUGGGGUUGGCAAGUCAUCCUCGGUCAUCACCCACACAGCCUCGGCUACACUCACGCCUGAUGCCUCUGCAGCUACUUUCAGCCAGAGCCAGGGCCUUGUGCUAACUGCACAGCAGGCAGCCCCACCAGGACCACCCUGUAGCCUGACAGUGCCUCCAGCCAUUGGGCCAGCCCAGUCUCGCCUGACUUUUGCCCACCCUAAAUCUGUGCCCUUGGCUAGUGGGCGAGCCAAGCCACCCCCUAAAAUAGUGCCUGCUCUAAAACCUGAGCCCGUGUCUUUGCUGUUAAAGAAUGCUUAUAUCGCCCCAGCUGCCUUUUCAAGACAACCCCAAGCGGUGAUUGUGACCCCUGGCCCUCUGAAGAGAGAAGGGGUAUUGACCUCUACUAUGUCCCAGCCCAAUGUGGUCAUCGCCAGGGCUCCUGGCGUCACUGAGUUCCAUAGUGGCAUCCUGGUUGCUGCAGACCUUGGCCAUGCUGCUAGUAGCCAGCCAUCCCCAGCCUCCCGGCUCUUCUCCCCGAGUGCUGUGCUGCAAGACUCUUUGGUGAAGCGCGAGCAGAUCUCACUUCACGGAGGUGGUUCCCAGAUUGCUUCUCCGUCUUCCAGCCGAGACUGUCCGAACUCUGGUCAGGCCUCUCCUUGUGCAUCAGAACAAAGUCCCAGUCCUCAGUCUCCCCAGAACUGCUCAGGGAAAUCCACUACAGACCCCCCAAAUGUGGCUGCAUUCAAGAGCCGGAGGAUGAAGCACAUUUCAGCUGAACAGAAGAGACGGUUCAACAUUAAGAUUGGCUUUGGAACCUUAAACAGUUUGAUCUCUAACAACUGCAAGCUGACCACCCAUGCCAUCACCCUGCAGAAGACAGUAGAGUACAUUGCCAAGCUUCAGCAGGAGAGGAGCCAGAUGCAGGAGGAAGCACGGCGCCUCCGGGAGGAGAUUGAGGAGCUCAACGCCACCAUCAUCUCCUGUCAGCAGCAGCUCCCUGCCACGGGAGUGCCUGUUACUCGCCGCCAGUAUGAUCACAUGCGGGACAUGUUUGAUGAUUAUGUAAAAAGUCAGACCCUACAGAAUUGGAAGUUCUGGAUUUUCAGCAUCAUAAUCAAACCGUUGUUUGAGUCAUUCAAGGGCAUGGUAUCAACCACCAACUUGCACGAGCUCCAUCAGAGCGCGCUCUCGUGGCUGGACCAGCACUGCUCCCUCCCUGUUCUCAGGCCAAUGGUUUUGGUCACCCUCCGCCAGCUGAGCACGACAACGUCCAUCCUCACGGACCCAUCGCAGUUACCGGAACAAGCAUCUGAGGCGGUCACCAGAAUCGGCAAGAGGACAGGGGAGUCCCAGCAGCCUUGAGCACGUGGCCUCCACCGUUAGCUCAGGGAUCCCUCCCUAUGUCGAGGCUAGCUGGCUCAAGAGCCAGGGUCCUUGGCUUCUCCCAAAGCCCAGCUUCCCUGCGUCCCUUACGAUUUCCCUCUGAUAAAGAUGAGCAGUGUCAGCAGAAAUACCCAGCUCAGGUUCGUAGCAGGUGCGGGUCCUGCCAACAGCAAUAGCCCAUCUGCUGAAACACUGUGUGAUCGAGUCCCUGUGCUUAGUGACCUCAAACGUCAGCCUCCCUGGGAUUCAGACGGUGAGAGCUGGUCCAGAAAAAGGGAAAAGUUUGUUCUUGAUUGACGUUGGCCUUGCUGCUGACCCUGCUUCACUCCAGACCAGCUUCUCUGGAAGACUGAUAGCUCCUACAGGAGCUGAGGACAAAGGCAGCGAUGCUCUGUCCUUGGGUUGGUUAAAAUCUCCAAGCACCUGCCCCCAUUUCCACACUUGGGGCUUGGUUUUUCUCUUUUCUUACUUUGUUUGUGGUGGUAAGGAAGGCUUCUCUUCUCUGACUCCACCUCUGCUGAUGUAGCAUUUGGAAGAUGUAUGCCUGCCUGCAACACCAAGGUAGCAACUUUGACACGCAUCUGUAACUUGUAAAUACACUUAAACUUCUUCUGUGCAGGUGACUGCUGCCGCAGGGCACCUGCUUUUACUGCAUGGCGUCAGCUGCCGGGGAGUUGGGAGGGAGUGAGGGUGUGCCUUCCUAGGGAACGCCGGCCUCAAGAACAGUCAUUCUUGGGACAUGUAUGUGCUAAACACGAAAAGCUGCUGCGUCAUUCUGGAAAACAGAGAGGGAGUGUGCCAUCUGGUGAUUUAGGUAGCGUCACGGGCGCUGGGGCUGGAGACCCUCACCUGGCAGCUGAGACCCUGGCUUUCCCUCCCUCACCUUCCAAGCUAUACUUACUAAAGGGAGCAUUUGAGAGCAUUUUAUAAAAGUUUGUUUCCAUAAGAAGCCACUGGUCUUAAGUUUAGCAUUUGAAAAGCCAGGUUAUGUGUUACUGCAGUCGUCUUCAUUCUCAGCCUAGCCUCUAGCCAGGACUCAUCUUCUGAAAGCUCUUAAGUCCUAGAUUUUCGGACCAAAGAAAUUCCUGUAAGCAAAGUCUGAGGAAAGGGAACCUGUCCAGUCCACUGUUCGGGUGACUGAGGUUGUAGGAAGUGGAGAGUCUUAUACUGGAUUGUUCUUUGGAGGUAUCUUAGCCUCAUGGAUCAGGAGAGAAUUCUAAGUACCUGAGCAGAGUGGAGGGGAGGGCCCUAGAGGUACUCUCCUUAUCCAUGAAUGAUAAACUAUUUCAGUUAUCUGACAUACACAUUCAGUCCCACGUGGAGGAGUCGGCCCAUUUACAAGUGAAGGAUCUUUCUGAGUACAGAGAAAAGCCCUCGCUGGGACUGAGAGGAUUGGAAAUGCAUCAGGGGCAGAAGCCGGCUUCCUCGUUGGUCACUCCUGUCUAGGCAGCUUCCACACGGCGGCUGUGGGCGUGGAGCUUUACUCCAAGGGUGAAAGCCACUGCCUUUCUCGACUGGGGCCCCUGCUGCGCCCUCUUUCUGACUAGAAAAGUGGAAAUAGAAAUGAAUUUCACAGCCCCGGGGAAAGUGUCCCAUUGUCCCCCUUUUUUAGAACACAGCCAGAACCACCUGGCUGUAAUUCUCUCAGGAAUGUGAUAGGGGAGAGGCUGCUUCCUCUCCAUCCUCGCUGCUGCUUAUCCCCCCCCAGGCAGCGAGCAUUUCUUGUGUGACUGCUCAGGGCAGAGCUAAUCUCUACAAGUUCUGGGUGGUCUUCUAAGCCCAAGGCGGUCUGCCCCUUCUCUCAUCCACAUUUCCAUUGGCAUAUUGGUAGGACUGAGAGGACGUUUUAUUUCGACCACUUUGGGGCCUGGUUUGCAUAGAAAGUAGUCUGGGCAUCCACUCCAGGCGGAGCAAUGAGCCCUCUUUGGGUCGUCUGCCUGGUGGAUCACAGCAACAGCACAAGGUCCUUGGGGAGUUACCCCUCUUCCGUCUGGAAUCUAGAAAGGUGUAGGGAAGCAGACAGAGGGAGCUGCAGGGGAGAGAGAGAGA
Messenger RNA from Vombatus ursinus (common wombat), 4648 nucleotides. It is a transcript of the gene MLXIP, whose product is annotated as MLX interacting protein. Gene Ontology annotation, molecular function: RNA polymerase II cis-regulatory region sequence-specific DNA binding; protein dimerization activity; DNA-binding transcription factor activity, RNA polymerase II-specific. Gene Ontology annotation, cellular component: nucleus. Lineage: Eukaryota; Metazoa; Chordata; Mammalia; Diprotodontia; Vombatidae. The transcript is spliced from 17 exons. Bases 62 to 2578 code for a protein of 838 amino acids. The record is from RefSeq and is a predicted model, not a curated record. Gene Ontology annotation, biological process: regulation of transcription by RNA polymerase II.